AAGUCUGAGAAGACAACGCAAUAGGGGCCGGGCCAGGGCCUGGCUUUAGAUUCCUCUGAUCUUUGAUUCUGGAACAGGGUUUUGUGAAAUAUAAGGUAAAUGAGGUGUAAGAGGCACCCUACCGACCUCAGCAGCGGCGUUGGCGUCUGCGCUUCUUGUCUCCGUGAACGCCUUUUUGCCCUCAUCGUCGCCCAAAGUCGUCAACAAGCCCAAGUCCAGGCCGAGGGCGAGGGCGAAGAUCGCCGGAAAUCUGAUGCCCAACACCCACCUUCACUCGUCUUCCCCCGCUCCGUCUCUCCUUACAUCUAUCGCAGCUCCGAUAAUGACCACCAACAAUUCGAUCAGCGUUUCAACACAACUCCCCGGGUGCGCCCUGCCUCCGCCCCCUCCACCACGACCACUGCCGGUGCCGCUCCCAAGAAAAAGAAAAGUAAGUUCUCGUUUUUUGCAUUUCUGUUUGGCUCCAAGUCGGAAGAACCAGAAGCAGAUGUUCCAGAUCCCAGAGAUUCAAGGGUAUUCAGGUCGUCUUUAGCUACUACUCCAACAUCUCCAUCGAUGUCACAAACCUGGUUCUCUACUUUCAUCCCCAAUAGCCGGAAGAAACAAUCUCGUCUCUUCUCCGUAGAAGACGUUAAUGCCACAGACGGUGGCCGUCGAACUCGCCGGGAAGAUCGUGGAUUGUCGCCGGCAAGAGCCGCCGUUGAAGAACACCACGGAGAUUAUGAAGACUCGAGUGGUUACUCGGCGGAUUCUUCACCGCAAUGGCGUAAACAGGGGUUGCAGUCUCAAUCAACGCCGCCGCAGGCGACACCGACGAGGGAUCGCCGGCGAGGGCAGCAUAAUCGGAAUGUUUCGGGGUUGGCUAUGUGUUUUAGCCCGUUGGUGAGGGCGAGCCCAAGUAGGCAGCACCACCGGAAUGUGGGGUCCUCUCACGUCUGGUGAGAUAGGGUUUUCCUUGGGGAAAUUUCUUCGAGAACUUAGAGUAACCCGCAUCUGUUGUCGACGGCUGCUUUGUUCUGCAAGAACAGAUCGACAAAACUUGCAGAUGUCGAGAGGUACAACAGCUACAACCCUUGAUGUUGAUGACUAUUGGUUGAUGAUAGUAGAUAACAAUUUUUUUGAGACGCUUUUGAAUUGUAAUUUGCGAGUUCUUAC
Telopea speciosissima is the source of this 1155-nucleotide messenger RNA. RefSeq lists its product as uncharacterized. Lineage: Eukaryota; Viridiplantae; Streptophyta; Magnoliopsida; Proteales; Proteaceae. The record is from RefSeq and is a predicted model, not a curated record. Bases 100 to 942 code for a protein of 280 amino acids. The transcript has a single exon.